UUGAUUUUAACUUUUCCGUAGCGUCACUUGUCUCCUGCAUCAUACUACGAUGAUUGAUUGCCCAGAGACUGGAAACGGGAGAGGAGAGGGAAGAAUGGAGGUUCAGACGACCUCAAAAAGCUUCGGCAAGAAGAGAAGGGAGCGCUACUCCUGUAGUUUCUGCGGGAAGCUGUACCUGACCAAACAAGGGCUAGAACUCCACCGUCCCUCACACAUGGGCAUCAAACCGUUCAUCUGUAGCUACUGCAACAAAGGCUUCUCCCAGAACGGAGUUCUCAAGGUACACAUGCGAACACACACGGGAGAAAAGCCUUACAGCUGUGACAUGUGUGGCAAAGAUUUCAGCUGCAUGUUUUAUCUCAAAUCUCACGAGCGCACUCACACCAACUCGAAACCGUUCAAGUGUCAGCACUGUGGGAGACAUUUUACUCAGCUCUCAUCGCUACAAACUCACCUCAAGAAGAAUUGUAAAGAGCUCUAUAUAUGAUCAUUCUGUAGACAUUUUGACUUCGAUUAAGUUCCAACAUAGUGCCAUAUAAAUAUAUAUCAUCAACAUUUUACACAUGCUUGCAAAUACGUAUAUGUGAGAACAUUUCACAGUAGAUGUUACAUAGCUUUUUAUAUACAUUAAUUUUUGAAGUAGAAAAAAAAAUACAUAUACAUUGUAGUUGCAUUAUUUUGUUAGAAAUUUAAUUGCAUGCACUAUAAGCUUUAAGGAUAGAGUAUUCAGAAUAAUUUUUAUAAUGUUUGAAAAUAUAAUGGAAAACAAUGAAUGAAUAUUUCACUGUAUUUAAAAUAAUUGAAGUCUUCCAAAUUUCGGCAUAUUUGUUGAAAGUUGAAAAAAAAAAGAGGAAAUUGGAAUGGACAUUUUCCUAAAUCUUAGAGAAAUAUUCUAGUCUCCUGGUCAGUUAGCGUAUUAGAAAUUGACAGUAUAUUUGAAGCUAUGGUGGAGCCUUAGGUCUUUCUGUAUAUCAAGUUGUUUUAAAAUGCUGUUUUGUGUUUUAACAGCUAGUUAUAAAAUCAUUUUGGUUUUUAUUUGAUUAUUUUUUUAGAGAUUAAGUAUAUGUUGUAAAUCAACUUUUAUUAGCAACAGAUUAAUUUUGCAAUUUACAUGAGACUGAUUUUUGCAAUAUAAAUAUAGGAACUGGGAAAUGCAGACAUUUGAAGACUGGUUUAACGGCGAAAAAUUUUCCUGACCGUGAAGCUCUUGCAAACCUAGCAAAAAUUUCUAACACUCCCCCCCCC
Molecule: messenger RNA, 1245 nt
Organism: Magallana angulata
Lineage: Eukaryota; Metazoa; Mollusca; Bivalvia; Ostreida; Ostreidae
Product: zinc finger protein 33B-like
Exons: 3
Coding region: 50-487 (145 amino acids)
Biological process (GO): regulation of transcription by RNA polymerase II
Molecular function (GO): DNA-binding transcription factor activity; RNA polymerase II cis-regulatory region sequence-specific DNA binding
Source: RefSeq, a predicted model, not a curated record